CCCCCUCGCGGUCGAUAGGGCUGGCUGCGCCGAGCCCCCUGCGCGCUGCACAUGGGGCGCCUGACGGAGGCGGCGGCAGCGGGCAGCGGCGCUCGGGCUGCAGGCUGGGCAGGGUCCCCUCCCACGCUCCUGCCGCUCUCUCCCACGUCCCCCAGGUGCGCGGCCACCAUGGCGUCCAGCGACGAGGACGGCACCAACGGCGGCGCCUCGGAGGCCGGCGAGGACCGGGAGGCUCCCGGCAAGCGGAGGCGCCUGGGGUUCUUGGCCACCGCCUGGCUCACCUUCUACGACAUCGCCAUGACCGCGGGGUGGUUGGUUCUAGCUAUUACCAUGGUACGUUUUUAUAUGGAAAAAGGAACACACAGAGGUUUAUAUAAAAGCAUUCAGAAGACACUUAAAUUUUUCCAGACAUUUGCCUUGCUUGAGAUAGUUCACUGUUUAAUUGGAAUUGUACCUACUUCUGUGCUUGUGACUGGGGUCCAAGUGAGUUCAAGAAUCUUUAUGGUGUGGCUCAUUACUCACAGUAUAAAACCAAUCCAGAAUGAAGAGAGUGUGGUGCUUUUUCUGGUCGCGUGGACUGUGACAGAGAUCACUCGCUAUUCCUUCUACACAUUCAGCCUUCUUGACCACUUGCCAUACUUCAUUAAAUGGGCCAGAUAUAAUUUUUUUAUCAUCUUAUAUCCUGUUGGAGUUGCUGGUGAACUUCUUACAAUAUACGCUGCCUUGCCGUAUGUGAAGAAAACAGGAAUGUUUUCAAUAAGACUUCCUAACAAAUACAAUGUCUCUUUUGACUACUAUUAUUUUCUUCUUAUAACCAUGGCAUCAUAUAUACCUUUGUUUCCACAACUCUAUUUUCAUAUGUUACGUCAAAGAAGAAAGGUGCUUCAUGGAGAGGUGAUUGUAGAAAAGGAUGAUUAAAUGAUCUCUGCAAACAAGGUGCUUUUUCCAGAAUAACCAAGAUUACCUGAGUCCAAGUUUUAAUAACAAGAAUAAACAACUUUGUGAAAUAUCA
Molecule: messenger RNA, 1012 nt
Organism: Pan troglodytes (chimpanzee)
Lineage: Eukaryota; Metazoa; Chordata; Mammalia; Primates; Hominidae
Gene: HACD1
Product: 3-hydroxyacyl-CoA dehydratase 1
Exons: 7
Coding region: 52-918 (288 amino acids)
Biological process (GO): very long-chain fatty acid biosynthetic process; sphingolipid biosynthetic process; fatty acid elongation
Cellular component (GO): endoplasmic reticulum membrane
Molecular function (GO): 3-hydroxyacyl-CoA dehydratase activity
Source: RefSeq, a predicted model, not a curated record